This is a messenger RNA of Alosa sapidissima (American shad), 2577 nucleotides long. RefSeq names its product neurofilament light polypeptide-like. The record is from RefSeq and is a predicted model, not a curated record. Bases 203 to 2386 code for a protein of 727 amino acids. NCBI's taxonomy places the organism in Eukaryota, Metazoa, Chordata, Actinopteri, Clupeiformes, Clupeidae. The transcript is spliced from 4 exons. Gene Ontology annotation, biological process: positive regulation of cytokinesis. Gene Ontology annotation, cellular component: centrosome; microtubule; spindle pole.
GGUUUUCGUCGAUCAGUCGGUUGAUCUGAGACAUAGGCCUAUCCACACAUUUGUUAGCCUAUGCUGUAAGUUAAUUGAGGGGAAGAAGUUGUAGAAAUAACAAAAUAAAUUAGUCAAGAUAAAACACAGGCCUACAACUGCCUGAUGUAGCACUAGCUUUCUAUCUAAUAUAAUGUUAUUUUGACGUUCAGAUCUUCCAGAAAUGGCUUUGAGAAAUAUUUCUGGCCGCGGUCGCCAUAACAUUGCUAGGCCUACACACCCUCCUCAGAACCGAAGAAUUGUGAAUCUUGAUAAGAAGACCUGUGAAGAAGUCAUCGCCAUCAUUGAAAACCUCAGCAACAAGCAAUGGCAAACUUUGACAAAAGACUUGGAUAAUAUCACCAGAAAGGAGUUUGCUAUGAUUUGCGUGGGGAUUGUGCAGCAGUUGACGGAUUCCACCUACAAGAGGAGCAAACUGGUGAACUCCCAUGAAAAAACAUCAAGUGCAAGAGCUGCAGCACAACCUUCUGUUACUGUGUCUCCACCGGAAUCACCUCAGGGGAAUGUUGUCAUCACAGAAAUUGUGCAAGAGGUCAAACUAGCCCUGUCAGCAGCCUUGGAUAGCAGCGUUUCAGGGAAAGAUUCAUCCUCUGCCAUCUCUGAAGGUUGGAGUGCGCUUUUCCUCCAACUGGAAGAGGAGACUUUGAACGUACUCACGGCGAGACUGGACUCUUCUGAUUUUUUUGCUCGAAUGACCAAAGCCAGCUGCCCAUCAGGUGAAGAUGCUCAGCUGGACUCUGAAGUCAAAAGCUCGUCUGAUGAGUACGCCUUGGAGAGUGGCGGUCAGCAACCUGAGGCUGCAGCAGCAGCCAGCACUGCUGUAGAGGAGGAUGUGACCUCAUCCAAGGAGGAAGAGGUCACCACAGCGUGCACAAAUGAAGUGAUAAGUCAGAUUUGUGAUGCUUACAAGUCUGCUGAGCUGGAGGAAGAACGCCUCAAGGCUGCUAGAGAGAAAGAAGAGGAGGAAGAACGCCUCAAGGCUGCUAGAGAGAAAGAAGAGGAGGAAGAACGCCUCAAGGCUGCUAGAGAGAGAGAAGAGGAGGUGUCGCUCUUGACCGGCCAUUUUGUGGACAACGUCAUGACCCAGCUCAAAGAGCUGGCCUCCGCUGGCAAGUCCCCGGCCUUUCAGUGGGUGCCGAAAGAUGUGUGUUUACCCUCCGCCUGGGCUUCGAGGGCUGCUGACCAGAACAUCUUGAGUCCGCAGUUCCAGAUCGCGGCUCAGCAGAAGGUCAGUGAGGUCCUCAGACAGUCCGAGUCCAUAUCUGGGGAGGCACGUUUGGGUCACGUCUCUUCUGCGGCCACUGACAUUGUGAGGACAAUAGUGAGAAGCCUGGCCAAAUUGCCACACUCAGUUGGAUCCUUGAGGUCUAGAGAGGACAGGGAUGACCCCACUGGCACAGCUCAGGACAUUUACCACGGUGUACACAGCAAGGUGAAGCACUUCCUAUGGGGCAAGAAGACCAGUAAACAGGGCAGUGACUCCCAGUCUAGCGAUGGCACCCUGGCAUAUGAUACAGAGAGCUCUGGUGGGACGAGUGGGGAGGAGGAGGAGGAGGAAGAGGAGGAGGAAGAAGAAGAGGAGGAAGAGGAGGAGGAAGAAGAGGAGGAGGAGACAAGUGUGGAGGAGGAGGAAGAAGAAGAGGAGGAGGAGGAGGAGACAAGUGUGGAGGAUGAGAGAAAUGAAGAAGAUUUCCACUUCAAAUCAUCAAACGAUGGAGUGCCACUCUCACGUGUGAAGUCAAAGGAAAACCAAAUGAAAACUGUUCCAGAGGUUUCUUGGAGUAGGUCAAAAAGAGGUUCCAUCUCAGAACAGAAGACACCUGGGAGAAAAGCAGACUUAGAACUUGACCUCAGUAAAACCAACCACCAUCCUGAACAAACAACACCAGCUUUAAGGGCACCACAGCAUGCCCGACGCCUGCCACCUAUAGACAUAAAUGCAACAAGAGAUUAUUUGCACAAGUUACUGUGCUGCGUACAAGCAGACGAACAGGUCAGGGCUGAAGACAUGACAAACGUGACAGAGACAGAAACUUCAACAUUGCACAACACCUCGGAAUCACACAAUUCUGAUAUUAUUGGGAUCAUGCAGAGAGAGAGUUCUACAGAAACUUUAGUAGACAGUGCACCUGGGAGAAAAGCUUAUCUAGAACAUGAUGCUGUUAAAACCACUCAGUGUCAUGAAGAAUUACUGUGUUGCAUAAAAUCCAAUGAUCAGGUCAAGGCUGAAGACGGGACCGAGGCAGGAACUUCAACAUUGUGUAACAUGGCUGAAUCACAUGUGUCUGAUAUUAUCUUGAUUAUGGACAGAGAAACUUCAGUAGACCAUACACAGUCUGACUCUUAGCGCCCUGAAGGCUGCCCAUGGUCUUAAACUCCAGCGAACCUUUGACUCAGGACUAUGUGAAAGACUUGUUUUCAUUCUGACUAAUACAAAUGUGGCCAAGCUAUAUAUUUGAAACACAUUGAAGUUCACAUGGAUGAUGAAGAUGGUGCUGGAAUAUUUUAAAAUGAUAAAGAAAUAAGUUUAAUUCAGAA